Messenger RNA from Trichomycterus rosablanca, 1809 nucleotides. Its product is annotated as Na(+)/H(+) exchange regulatory cofactor NHE-RF2. Gene Ontology annotation, molecular function: signaling receptor binding; protein-membrane adaptor activity. Lineage: Eukaryota; Metazoa; Chordata; Actinopteri; Siluriformes; Trichomycteridae. Bases 309 to 1385 code for a protein of 358 amino acids. The transcript is spliced from 6 exons. Gene Ontology annotation, cellular component: apical plasma membrane. Gene Ontology annotation, biological process: protein localization to plasma membrane. The record is from RefSeq and is a predicted model, not a curated record.
CACGGACACACACGCACGCUGGCGGGCGGGUUAAUGGGGGUCCUGCAGAGGAUCUAGCCUGUUGCUUUUUCAGUCAGGAUGUUACAGGAGGAUCCAGCUUAUCAAUAAAGCUGGUAUACACAAGAUAAACAGCUGAGAACCCGCACCGGAUCAUGUUGCGGUAAGAUCAGAACCACUGGCACCAUUCAUCCACCAUGGAGCACGUAAAGCCGAAUACGAAGAGAACGGGGUGCUGAUCUGUCCUCAGGAUUUAUCUCAACUAACAUCAUAGCGAUUGACAAGGACUUUUGAAUGUGGACACGAGAAGUAUGGCAAACGAUCUGAAACCAAGGCUCUGUUUUAUGAACAAAAGCGAGAACGGCUACGGGUUUCAUUUACAUGGCGAGAAAGGUAAGCGCGGUCAGUAUAUCCGCAAAGUGGAACCCGAUUCUCCCGCAGAGGCUUCAGGAUUACGCGCAGGAGACCGGGUGAUCGAAGUCAAUGGAGAAAAUGUGGAAAAAGAAACCCACCAACAAGUGGUCCAGAGAAUCAAGGCGAUAGAGAACGAAACCCGGCUGUUGGUGGUGGACCGUGAGACAGAUGAGUACCUGCGCAGUCUUCGCCUCAUCUGCACAGAGGAUAUGGCGGUGCGAAUUGGCCCCUCGACCACUUCUCCAGCCUCUAUCAAGCAAGAAAAUGGCUCCAUGUCCAAAGUACCAUCCGCGCUGAGCAAAGAGAUACAGAAACCCAGCAGGAGGUCUCCGUCACGAGCUGCCAAACAGGAAGCUCCAACUGUUCCAUCUCAAGAGAAUGGGUCCAAGCUCGUCCCUAGACUGUGUCACUUGGUUCGGACUGAGGCGGGAUACGGCUUCAAUCUGCACAGUGAAAAGUCAAAAACGGGUCAGUACAUCCGCUCCCUUGAUCCAGGCUCUCCAGCUGACCGUGCAGGCCUUCGACCACAGGACAGACUCAUCGAGGUAAAUGGGGUGAACAUAGAGGGCAUGCGGCAUGCUGAGGUGGUGGCCUUUAUCAAGCGUGGAGGGGAUGAGACAAAUUUGCUGGUGGUAGAUCCAGAGACUGAUGAGCAUUAUAAAAAACUGGGCAUCACCCCCACAAGCAGCCAGGUCAAAGGUUUCGAGGCUCAGUCCAUUUCUAACGGCUCACCCAGUCCACGGAUCAAUGGACAUUCCACUCAGUCGACCCACUGGGACCACAGCAGCCAGGACACCAGCACUCAGAAUUCAGAGGAUGGCGACAGCCACUCACUGGACCCAUUUGCAGAGAUUGGCUUGAAAUUAAGCCCAACAGCGGCAGAGGCUAAAGAGAAGGCCCAUGCUAAGCGGGGUAAAAAGAAGGCACCACAGAUGGACUGGAUCAAGAAAUAUGAGCUCUUCAGCAAUUUCUGAACCUACACACGUUUUCACCCACUUUAACCUUGACCCAGACUCAUCUAACAUGCUUUAUUCAUUCCUUAUGAACUGACUGCUUUUGAUGACAGAGACUGUUAUUUUUGUAAAGAAAAAAAAGAAAAAGAAAAGUGUUUUUUAUAAGGCAGAAUAGAAGCAGGCUGAGAAUAAAUGCAUUUUUUCUCCUUCAACUAGAAUAGAAACAGUUGUGUGUGAUUCAGAACUGCCAGUGACAAUCACCAGCCUUUUAAGCACAAGAGGGGGGGAAAUGAAGAGGACAACAAAAUCUCUUUUUGUUAAAAAAAACUGUUCUGCAACUUAAAUUUUUCUUAUUGCAAUUGCUAAUGUUAAGUGCUGCUGCUACAUCUAUUUUGCAAGGCAAACCAUUUUACAUUUACAGUUGCUGUGUGAUGUCAGAGCUUUA